Messenger RNA from Rotaria sp. Silwood1, 531 nucleotides. The record is from the annotation of a GenBank genome assembly. NCBI's taxonomy places the organism in Eukaryota, Metazoa, Rotifera, Eurotatoria, Philodinida, Philodinidae.
AUGGUCAGUGGUAUCACCGAUGUACAACACAUAUUUACUCAUCGAAAUGUAUACGAGCAAGGUGAUAUUUAUAUUAAACAAUUUGGUAUUCUUACUCCAAAUUCGCUCAUUUUGGUCAAAGGAGCUCAUUUCAAACGACAUGCCACUAUUACUCUACCACUAUUUCGUCGUGGAAAGAUCACGAACAAUAUUGAUUUAAUUGUUGAUUGUACUGACAAACUUUUGGCCAAUUGGCGUACUAGACCUAAUAAGCAUGUUCAUUGUGAUAUUGUUCAACAAUGUCAAAAUUUGAUGCUCCAAAUUUUUGGUUUGAUCGGAUUUGAUUAUGAUUUGGAAAUGCUCGACGAACGUGGUUCAGAUCAAAAUGAACUUGGAAAAGCACUCUUUGAUCUAUUAAAAGCAGCUGAAUUUAUCAUUUUUGCACCAACUUUUAUGGGCAAACUUUAUACAACAUUCAGUGGUCGACAUCGAAGAGCAAAAGCAAUUAUUAAAAAAUAUCUUUAUAAAAUGAUUGAAAAUGAAAUGGCCUAA